Molecule: messenger RNA, 824 nt
Organism: Ziziphus jujuba (common jujube)
Lineage: Eukaryota; Viridiplantae; Streptophyta; Magnoliopsida; Rosales; Rhamnaceae
Product: rho GDP-dissociation inhibitor 1-like
Exons: 5
Coding region: 149-748 (199 amino acids)
Biological process (GO): Rho protein signal transduction
Cellular component (GO): membrane; cytoplasm; cytosol
Molecular function (GO): protein binding; Rho GDP-dissociation inhibitor activity
Source: RefSeq, a predicted model, not a curated record
ACUCGUUGCCCAAGAACCGUCUAAGUACCUCAAAUCAACCGGUGAAGGCUUCGAAGUUUGGUUGGAGAAGCCCAAAGCACGAGCAUACAAACGGAGGUCCCAGCCGAACCCACAAGCAUACCAACUGAAAUUCAUACGAUAGAAAUCAAUGUCUGCUACUGUGGGAGCUAUCUCUUCAGCCAAGGAAGUCAACUUCAACUCUCAAACAAAUGAAGAAGAGCUCAAAAAGCCUUCUGGUGAUGAACCUGCAGACCAGCUAAGGAAUGGUGAAACUGCCAUUGAAGAUGGCCUUGACAAUGAUUUUGGUGAUGACCCAGAUGAUGAUGAGGAUGACCUUUCGAAGUUGAAAUCUGAGACCCAUUUGCGUCUUGGUCCCCAGUUUUCAAUCAAGGAGCAGCUUGAGAAAGACAAAGAUGAUGAAAGUUUGAGGAAAUGGAAGGAACAACUUCUUGCAGGUGUUGAUCUCUCUGCUGUUGGAGAGAGUAAAGAUCCAGAGGUGAAAAUAUUGAGCCUAACAAUCCAAUGCCUUGGAAGAAAAGAUGUUGUCCUGCCAAUUCCAUUCCUUAACAAUCCAAAAAGCAGGCUUUUCUCUCUCAAGGAAGCAAGUAAGUACCACCUGAAAUUCACCUUCACUGUCUCCAACAACAUAGUUUCAGGCCUCAAGUACACCAACACUGUCUGGAAGACUGGUAUGAAAGUGGACAGUACAAAAAUAAUGUUGGCCCCUAUAGCCUUCAUCUCCUCAUAGACAUUCAAACACCCAUCGAAAUUCCCUGACUGCCCAUGAAUUUUAAUCAAAGUAGAGAAUGUCAUCGGAUCAAUGC